CCGACCCAAGUAUCUUGAUUGACAGCAUCAUACUAAUCUGUAUAUAAGAGGGAGACGCGGGAGCGCCCGAGUCACUAACACUCACAUCCUGGCGCCGGUGGAUCUUGUCGACUCAGUGGAGUUUUAAUUUUGCGCACCGCUUUAUUGUUUUUACCCUGUUUGUGUUAUAUUUAUAAGAAGAAUAUAUUGUCUACUGUCUAUUUCCCUCUCAUUUCCUCAGUGGAUAUUUAAAAGACGCAUUAACAAUUUUUCAAGGAUUGCACUUUUGUACCAGGAGCUAUGAUUCUCAGGAGAGGUGUCUGCUGGCUGCCCGUUUUAUUUCUGUGCGCCUCAGCUGUGGCUCAAGCGCCCACAGAAGGAGAGGUGGAAGAUGAGACCAUGUUCGACCUGUUCGAGGUCAGCCACAUCACGCGCAAGACCCUGGGCGCCAAACUCUUCCGGGGACAUGACCCCGACGCGCCAGCGUACCGCUUCAUCCGCUUCGACCACCUGCCGCCGGUGGCCGCGCCGGUGCUGAAGCAGAUCCUCCGGCAGAUCCAGAACAACGAGGGCUUCGUGUUCGCCGCCACCAUGCGGCAGGACCGCGGCUCGCGGGGCACCCUCCUGGGCCUGGAGGGCCCCGGCGCCAGGCGGCAGUUUGAGGUGGUGUCCAACGGCCGCGCCAACACGCUGGACCUGGUCUACUGGACGGACGGCUCGCAGAACGUGGUGUCCUUCGAGGACGUGGACCUGUCCGACUCGCAGUGGAAGAACAUCACGCUGCAUGUGCACGGCGAGAACGCCCACCUGUACGUGGGCUGCAGCCUGAUCGACAGCUUCAUCCUGGACGAGCCCUUCUACGAGCACCUGCGAGCCGAGGGGAGCCGUAUGUUCGUCGCCAAGGGCUCCAUCCGUGAGAACCACUUCAGGGGCUUGCUUCAGAACGUGCGUUUCAUCUUCGACACUCCAGUCGAUGACAUCCUUAGGAACAAAGGCUGUGAGAUCACCAAGCCAGAUGAGGCCAACGCGGUGAGCGAGACCACAGAGAUGGUGGACGCCAGUCCCGCCAUAACCACCAAUGUCAUCGGGCAGAAGACGGACAGCCCGAGUGCCGACGUGUGUGAGCGCUCCUGCGAGGAGCUCAGCAGCCUGUUUCAGGAGCUGAAGGGCCUCCGCGUCGUCGUGGGAAACCUCAUGGACGGCCUGCAGAAAGUGACUGAGGAGAACACGGUCAUGAGGGAGGCCCUCGGCAAGAUGAAGAACUCAAAGGAGAAGCAUAUGUGCUGGCAGGACGGCAGGCUCUUUGAGGACAAGGAGGACUGGAUUGUGGACAGCUGCACCAAGUGCACAUGUCAGGAGUCAAAGAUAGUGUGUCACCAGAUCACUUGCCCGGCAGUGUCGUGUGCCAGUCCCUCGUUCGUCGAGGGCGAGUGCUGCCCUGUUUGUCUCUUGAAUGACAGCGAGGAUGGCUGGUCCCCCUGGUCUGAGUGGACAGAAUGCACAGUCACCUGUGGGACAGGGACCCAGCAGAGGGGAAGGUCAUGUGACGCCACCAGCAACCCCUGCGCCGGCCCCUCCAUCCAGACCCGCAAGUGCAGUCUGGGGAAAUGCGACAGCCGCGUUCGUCAGGACGGUGGUUGGAGCUUGUGGUCGCCAUGGUCGUCAUGUUCGGUGACGUGCGGGGAGGGGCAGAUCACCCGAAUCAGGCACUGCAAUGCCCCUGUCCCACAGCUCGGUGGCAAGGACUGCGAGGGCAACGGGCGGGAGACCCAGAAAUGCGAGGCAAAGCCCUGUCCCGUUGAUGGAGGUUGGGGCCCCUGGUCACCGUGGGCAACUUGCUCGUUAACCUGCGGUGGUGGCUACAGGGGCCGUACCCGAGUCUGCAACAGCCCACGGCCCCAGUAUGGCGGCAAAAAGUGCCCGGGAGAUCCCAAAGACACUGAAGUCUGCAACAAGCAGGACUGCCCCGUGGAUGGCUGCCUUUCAAACCCGUGCUUUGGAGGGGUGGAGUGCACCAGCGCUCCAGAUGGAUCUUGGGAGUGUGGGCCCUGCCCAGCUGGUUUCCGGGGCAAUGGCACUCUCUGCGAGGAUGUCAAUGAGUGUGACAUGGUCUCGGACGUGUGCUUCAAGGUGAACGGGGCCCAGCGGUGCAUCAACACUAACCCAGGUUUCCACUGCCUUCCCUGCCCACCUCGGUACAAGGGCAACCAGCCUUUUGGCAUGGGCGUUGAGGUUGCCAAGAAGAACAAACAGGUGUGCGAGCCAGAGAACCCCUGCAAAGACAAGACCCACAACUGCCACAAAUUUGCUGAGUGCAUCUAUCUCAGUCACUUCAGCGACCCCAUGUACAAGUGCGAGUGCAAGAUUGGGUAUGCCGGGGACGGCAUCAUCUGCGGUGAGGACUCGGACCUGGAUGGAUGGCCCAAUCAGAACCUUGUGUGCAGCACUAAUGGCACCUAUCACUGCAAGAAGGAUAACUGCCCCAGCCUUCCUAACUCUGGGCAGGAAGACUUUGAUAAGGAUGGACAAGGGGAUGCCUGUGAUAAGGAUGAUGACAAUGAUGGGAUCGUCGAUGAGAGGGACAACUGCGCCUUGUUGUACAACCCCCGCCAGUUCGACUACGACAAGGACGACGUGGGAGACCGUUGCGACAACUGCCCUUACGAGCACAACCCUGCACAGAUCGAUACCGACAACAACGGCGAGGGCGAUGCCUGCGCGGUCGAUAUCGACGGAGACGAGAUCCUCAAUGAGCAUGAUAACUGCCCUUAUGUGUACAACACUGACCAGAAGGACACCGACCUGGACGGCGUGGGCGACCAAUGUGACAACUGCCCACUGAUGCACAACCCUGACCAGACUGACGCUGAUAACGACCUGGUGGGAGACCAGUGUGACAACAACCAGGACAUCGAUGAGGACGGCCACCAGAACAACCUGGACAACUGCCCCUACAUCCCUAAUGCCAACCAGGCCGACCACGACAAGGACGGCAAAGGGGACGCAUGUGACUACGACGAUGACAAUGAUGGGAUACCAGACGACAAGGACAACUGCAGGCUUGUGCCCAACAAAGACCAGCUGGACUCUGACGGAGAUGGCAGAGGUGAUGCCUGCAAGGACGACUUUGACAACGACAGCAUCCCUGACAUCUUUGAUGUCUGUCCUGAGAACAACGACAUCAGCGUUACUGACUUCCGGAAAUUCCAGAUGGUGCAUCUGGACCCCAAGGGCACCACACAGAUUGAUCCCAACUGGGUGGUGAGGCACCAGGGCAAGGAGCUGGUACAGACUGCCAAUUCAGACCCUGGUAUUGCAGUGGGCUACGAUGAGUUCAACGCCGUGGACUUUAGUGGCACAUUCUACGUGAACACAGACCGGGAUGAUGAUUAUGCCGGCUUUGUGUUCGGCUACCAGUCCAGCGCCCGGUUCUAUGUGGUCAUGUGGAAACAGAUCACUCAGACGUACUGGGAGGAAAAGCCAUCCAAAGCAUUCGGUAUCUCCGGCGUCUCACUUAAGGUGGUCAACUCCACCACGGGCACCGGCGAACACCUGCGCAAUGCCCUGUGGCACACAGGCAACACCCCCGGACAGGUCCGCACCCUGUGGCAUGACCCCAAGAACAUUGGCUGGAAAGAUUACACCGCCUACAGGUGGCACCUCAUCCACAGACCCAAGACUGGCUUCAUCAGAGUGGUGGUUUAUGAAGGAAAACAGAUUAUGGCUGAUUCAGGUCCUGUCUACGACAAGACCUUUGCAGGAGGAAGGCUAGGGCUUUUUGUCUUCUCCCAAGAGCUUGUCUUCUUUUCAGACCUCAAAUACGAGUGCAGAGAUAAUCCGGAGUUCCCCUCUAUGUUCGUAAGGUAA
Molecule: messenger RNA, 3846 nt
Organism: Megalops cyprinoides (Indo-Pacific tarpon)
Lineage: Eukaryota; Metazoa; Chordata; Actinopteri; Elopiformes; Megalopidae
Gene: thbs2a
Product: thrombospondin 2a
Exons: 22
Coding region: 280-3846 (1188 amino acids)
Biological process (GO): negative regulation of angiogenesis; cell adhesion
Cellular component (GO): extracellular region
Molecular function (GO): calcium ion binding; protein binding
Source: RefSeq, a predicted model, not a curated record